CAUCUGCGUCUGCGUUUGCAUCUGCGUUUGCAUCUGCGUUUGCCCCAGGUCUGCUCCUUCCAGCGCCUGCUCCUUUCAGCACCAGCCACAGCCCUUCCCCAAAGACCCUCAUCCACAAUGGCUGCCAAGGCGUUUAUGGCCUCGCUGAUGUACCCAGACGAGCUCCACGCCCUCAUCAAGUGGAAGCUCUCCGAGUCCAAGACCUCGGAGAUGUUUGCGGACCGCUCCAAGGUCCCGCCAGAGUCGGAUCCCCAGCACAACUAUGCCCUCUGCUACUACUACCUCAACAUGUGCUCCCGCUCGUUCGCCCGAGUCAUCCAGGAGCUGGACGACGAGCUUCGCCACCCCGUCUGCAUCUUCUAUCUGGUGCUGCGCGGGCUCGACACCAUCGAGGACGACAUGACCCUUGAUGUGAAGAAAAAGUGCGAUAUCCUGCGCCGCUUCGAUCAGAUCAUCCACCAGCGCGGAUGGAACUUUCAAGAGUCUGGCCCGAACGAGGCCGACGCUCCCCUGGUCAAGGAGUUUGAGGUCGUCAUCGAGGAGUUCCUGAGUCUCAAGGAGCCCUAUCAAAAGGUCAUUGCCGAUAUUGCCAAGCGCAUGGGCUGCGGAUUUGCCGACUUUUGUGAAGGAAAGAAGGUCGUCACGAUCGAAGACUACAACCUGUACACUCACUAUGCCGCCGGCCUCGUCGGCCUCGGUCUCACCGGCCUGUUUGCGGCCUCGGGACUCGAGGACCCCAAUCUGGACCAGUUCCCGGACCUGGCCAACGAAAUGGGUCUGUUCCUCCAGAAGGUCAAUAUCAUCAAGGACUUUUACGAGGAUCUGCAGGACGGUCGUCGAUUCUGGCCCAAGGAGAUCUGGGAGCAGUACGUCCCCGAGGGCGAGGACAUGGCCGUCCUGGCCCUUCCCGACAACCGCGAGCGUGCCCUGGCUUGCCUGAACCACAUGUGCGCCGACGCCCUCAAGCUGGUGCCCAGCUGCCUGGAGUACAUGUCCAAGCUGCGCAACCCCUCGGUGAUCCGAUUCUGCGCCAUCCCCCAGCUCAUGGCCAUCGCCACCAUCUCGCUCUUCUUCAACAACCGCAUCAUCUUUGAGCGAGCCGGCCUCAAGAUCCGCCGUGGCCUUACUGUCAAGCUCAUUUUCCAGUCCAACACCUUCGACAGCAUCAAGGGUGUGUACGAGCAGUACGCCUACGAGCUCGGCGACAAGAACCAUGCUGCCUGCAACUCCAAGAACCCGUUCGACAAGUCCUUCAUCCCCAUCGGCACCUCCCUUGCCAACAUUGUCAAGUGGAUCCAGAUCAACGAUGCCAAGCUGGGCGUCAAGCGCACACGCCAGGGCCAGUUUGACUACAUCACCAACAUCGGCCUCAUCCUGGCCAUCAUCACGCUGACCAUUGGAUUCUGGCUGCAGUACACCGAGGCGGCCUCCCGGACCAUCAAGGAGCUUUGAUCGCCACCAGCUGGCCGCUGCCUGGGUUGCUUUCCUCACUCGGACGUGCGCCGCCAAUCGUGCGAGAGACUUGAUGCUUCUGCGUGACGGCGCCUUGACCGGAGGUCAUGAGCAGCCCAGUAACAUCCCCCCCCCGAGUCGGGUCUGAAUAACUACCCAAAUGCUGCUUUGCGUCCAAA
This is a messenger RNA of Polychytrium aggregatum, 1631 nucleotides long. RefSeq names its product isoprenoid synthase domain-containing protein. Bases 118 to 1452 code for a protein of 444 amino acids. The transcript has 3 exons. Gene Ontology annotation, molecular function: squalene synthase [NAD(P)H] activity. Gene Ontology annotation, biological process: farnesyl diphosphate metabolic process; ergosterol biosynthetic process. The record is from RefSeq and is a predicted model, not a curated record. Gene Ontology annotation, cellular component: endoplasmic reticulum membrane. Lineage: Eukaryota; Fungi; Chytridiomycota; Chytridiomycetes; Polychytriales.